Messenger RNA from Geodia barretti, 3672 nucleotides. The record is from the annotation of a GenBank genome assembly. Lineage: Eukaryota; Metazoa; Porifera; Demospongiae; Tetractinellida; Geodiidae.
AAAGGGCGUGGCAACCAAUUUUUGACUAGAAGCGACUUCACUUUCGACCACUCAGGUCUGCAGCAGACACCGGCCGAGGACUGCGUACCUACAGAGUCGGCAAUACUUCACUAUUUCUUGCCUUGCCGUCUGCAGUGGACCAACUUUUACGUAGAAUUUUACAGUGAUGCCGACCGGGAAACCACCCCCGAGCCCUCUCGCAGUCCUCUCAGUCGUAGCUCUGUUACUGGCCGCCGUCAGCGGACAGUCCAGUAGCCUGGAGUGUAGAGAGGACACCCGUGUGACUCGCGCUCCGAACGGAGACCUAAUGUACGGGUCGCUGCCACCCACAGACGCGCCCGACACGGAAGAUUAUAACCCCCAGGGACUGGGGGGUUGGUACGACCUGGCCAGGGGUUUUGUCAACACCGUCCAACCCCAAAACCUGCCGUACGAUGUAAUAGAGGAGACCAUCACAGAGAAUGACCUGGGAUGCUCUGUCAUCGAGAGUAGGAGUGAUGAGGUUUGCACCUCCGGAGACACCGAUGUUCAGACCACUCUUCAGGAGUUUGGAGAGUGGUGGGCACCGCUGAUAGCAGUGACGGUGCUGGGAGGAGUGAUGGCCAUUGUGUUUGGGAUUGUGGGUGCCAUCUUCUGGUGCUGCCGCUGCUGUGGUCAGUGUGGCGGCGGACGCUCCCAGAGAGACCCAAAGGACGAGUACAUGUUCGGCGUCACCAUUGCCCUCUUCCUGGUCACCCUGCUCCUCUUGUAAGAGCUCCACAUUCUGCAGUCCUUCUCUGUCACUAAUACAGUCGAACCCCUCUAAUCUGGACACCAAUAGGACAGAAUUAGUGAGGUGUUCUUAUUAAGCAAGAACUGUUUUUGGGAAGAUAAAGUAGAAAAGUGUUCCUCGUUUCAGGGUUCUAUUUACUUGGAUGAGGAUUCCACCGUAGCUCAUUCUCUCUCCCCCUCUCCCUGCAGUGUUGGAGUGGUGCUAUCGUUCUACAGCAACGAGCAGUCAUUUGACACCAUAGAAAGUCUCCAAACUACAAUGAACGACAUCGUGGGGACUGCUGUCGACUACAUUAAUGCUUUCCUUGAUGAUGGAGAUGGAAUCUUGUGCCAGUUCAUCCAAGUGACGGACAUUGCACUGAACGAAACAACUGUGUUAAACAUAUCACUGAAUGAACAAUUGGACGAAGUGGCGGUAGACGUGGACAAGGUUCUCCAGCGCCUUAACACCCUCACUGCUGGCAUAAACCAGACGAGCGACAUACUUAUGAACGUGUCUGCGACUACCCAGCAACUCCAGUCCAACGGAAACGAUCUGAGCACGACUCUCAGUAACAUUGCUGCAAAUGUCGAUAGUCUGAGCUCGUCGUGUGCUGGGUCAGCGGUGCCACAUCCCAGUGUGGAAACAUACCGCCUUCUUCCGUGUUUCAAGCCGGUGCCAACUACAGCAAUGUCAGUAUACGAUGUACACUGUAAGCUACCUGAUGUGUCCCAAGAAUUGAGUGACGUGCAGGACGCUCUAGAUGGCAUCAACCUCGAUAACAGCAUAGAAGAGGGUAAUGCUGAGUUUGAGAGGAUCUCUGGAGAAAUCCAGUCUCAAAUCAACGAACACCUCGGCGGACUAGACGACACGUCCUCCAAUUCGUCCAGUGUUCUCGGCGCCCUGACUGACGCCAACAGCACUCUAUUCGACACUCGUGACGAAGUGAUCGGAGACGUCAGACGAGUGAUCAGGAAUGAGUAUGACAUAGAGGACUGCCCGACGCUGGACGAGAUCCUCGCAGGGGACGCAGGGGAUACCACAGUGGACGUCGGCUUCAUUCGACAGUGCUACUUCAACCAGUUCUUUGAGAGACUACAAGAAUAUGAUGUGUACAGGUAUGCGUUUGGCGUCAUAGUGUGCUGCCUGGCCCUCACCACUGUGGUGCUGACUCUGGUGGGAAUGAUUCUUGGAGUGGCGGGCUGGAGGAAGGACAGAUCUCCGAACAGUAGGACCAAGCCCUCCCACUGUGGCGGGAUCGUUCUUCUCGUUGACGUUGGGCUCACGUUCCUCUUUGCAUUUGUACUCCUCAUUCUGGCCUCCCUGGCCUUCUUCUUCGGCUCCAACAUGCAGAAGAUAUGUCAGGCCAUCGAGCCACCAGAGUAUGAACUAUACACCAGGGUGGUGGACAACAGAGAGCUGUGGGGUGGGUCUCUCCUCGGUGAGGCUUUGCUGGGAGAAGGAAGAAACCUCUCACUCUCUGGAGCUCUUCGGGCAUGUGAAGCAAAUGAAGCUCUGUACACGGCCUUCAACCUCCAAUCUCUGUUUGAUGUGAGAGACAGAAUCCUCAACACCAGUGAGAUAUUUGAUGACCUUCAGCAGCAAAUCGACGACACCAUCAACAGUUUUAACUACACUUCAGACAGUUUUCUCGACAACGCCACUCAGACUGCACUCAAUGACUUCACAUCGGCCAGCGUCGACUCCAUUAACAUCACUGCAUUCAGGGAGACACUAUCAACCGACACCCUCGGUUUCAACCUCACCGAGACCAUUGCCACUCUAAUGCAGUUGAGAGACGCUUUCGCCGCGGCUGGGGAGACAGACCUGGAAUUUCAGACUCAGGGUAUCAUCACAGAAUUGGUGACUAUUAGGGACACCCAGCUCGGAGCUAUAGAGGGUAACGUGGAGCUCCUUGAGCAGCAGGUGGACCAGCUCUCCACUCAUAUCGACACUGUGGUGAUCGAGACGAAUACGAUAGUGGCAGAUAUUGAUGGUGUCGUUGCUAACCUGACUGGAGAUGACUUCAGGGGAAGAAUAGCUAACAUUGCUCUCACCGCACUGUACAACCUGGAGAACUACACAGAGUCUUUCAUAAACUUCACUGCCACUGCUAUUGAGAGUGAAGUGGGCCAGUGCAGACCCCUGGCCACCAUCUAUUCAAGUGCCUACGGAGUUGUGUGCAAUGAAGCAGUGGAUGGUUUGAACGGGUACUGGUGGUCGCUGGGGUUCUGCUGUCUCUGGUUCAUCCCUCUCAUUGUCCUCGCCGUCCUGGCCUCCACACACUAUCUCCGACAGAACAGCACCGACGACGACGGAUACCGAGACUUCCCGAUGAAGGAAAAGAGUGUUCUAUGAGCAGCAGCAGUAAUAUACUUCGUUUAGUAUUAUGACAACUCUCAUUUACAUAUUAUUAUAUUGUCUUCAUUUCCUAUAGCUUUAUAUCAUAAUUAAUAUCAAGUGCAAAGGAAUGGUGUGCGUAUAACUAGCGUCCGUUUCCUCGUUUGCGCAACAACUACAACAACACACAAUAUAAGGGGAUGUUUAUACAAGAGAAUGGUAUUUUGCGCAUUCCAUGGCUACAAUCUGGUGUCUAUGAAAUUACAGACUGUUUAGGUUUUAAUCACCGCAAGCACGCAGUGUAUAUUACUCCCACUAUAGGUCAUAGCUGAAGAAAUCUCGUCUUUGUAACCGAGUCUUCGCUGCUGGUUCAUCCCGUUUGCCGGUCCGGGCCGUCGUCGGCCGCUGACUGGUCUCGCUCUCUCCGACGUUCAUCACGCACCACUGUGCUUGCUGCCGGCCGCGCCGUGAAGAAGUGUAUUACACGCACGGGUAAGAUACAUUACAAUCAUUUUUUAGCUGGUAAAGUUGAGCUGUUUCUGGUCUUCCCGCACGUACGUCUCGCCCACAAUUUCAGAUCG